AUGUACCCGGAUCCUGAUAGUGAUCAACCCCUGAACGGCCUUGAUGUUACCCCUCUGCGCAAACCCCGCACUUCCCUGGAGACCUUCAAAAAAGUGAGGAUCCCCAUCAUCGCAGCACUGCUGAGCCUGGCAAUCAUCAUCAUCGCAGCUGUCCUCAUCAAGGCCAUCCUGGACAACUACUACUUCCUCUGUGGGAAGCCCUUCUACUUCAUCCCCAGGAGGCAGGUGUGUGACGGCCAGCAAGACUGUGCCUCAGGGGAAGAUGAGCAGUACUGCGUCAAGAACUUCCCUGACGAAGGGCCUCCAGUGGCAGUCCGCCUCUCCAGAGACCGAUCCACCCUUCAGGUGCUGGACCCAGCCACAAGGAACUGGGCCUCUGUCUGUUUCAACAACUUCACAGAAGCUCUGGCCCAGACAGCCUGUGGACAGAUGGGCUUUGACAGAGCUGUAAAGAUUGGCCCAGACCAAGAUCUAGAUGUUGUUGAAAUCACAGCAAACAGCCAGGAGCUUCAGGUGCAAAAUUCAAGUGGACCCUGUCUCUCAGGCUCCCUGGUUUCCCUGCACUGCCUUGCCUGUGGGAAGAGCCUGAAGGCCCCUCGGGUGGUGGGAGGGGAGAAGGCCUCUGUGGAUUCUUGGCCUUGGCAGGUCAGCAUCCAGUACAAUAAACAACACAUCUGUGGAGGGAGCAUCCUGGACCCUCACUGGAUCCUCACAGCAGCCCACUGUUUCAGGAAACAUCUUGAUGUGUCUAACUGGAAGGUGAGGGCUGGCUCAGAUAAAAUGGGCAACUUUCCAUCCCUGCCUGUGACCAAGAUCUUUGUCACUGAGCUCAACACCACAUAUCCCAAAGAGAAAGACAUUGCUCUUGUGAAGCUUCAGUACCCACUCACAUUCUCAGACACAGUCAGACCCAUCUGCCUGCCCUUCCCUGAUGAGGAGCUCACCCCAGCCACCCCAGUGUGGGUCAUCGGAUGGGGCUUUACAGAGCAGGGCGGAGGGAAGAUGUCUGAUGUACUACUUCAGGCAUCAAUCCAGGUCAUUGACAGGACUCGAUGCAAUGCAGAGGAUGCAUACCAGGGGGAAGUUACAAAGGAGAUGCUGUGUGCAGGCAUCCUGGAAGGCGGCACGGACACCUGCCAGGGUGACAGCGGUGGGCCCCUGAUGUAUCACUCUGACCUGUGGCAAGUUGUGGGCAUCGUGAGCUGGGGCCAUGGCUGUGGGGGCCCAAGCACCCCAGGAGUAUACACCAAAGUCACAGCCUAUCUCAACUGGAUCUACAGUGUCCGGAAGUCUGAGCCAUGAUGCCGCUGCCCCUCCACAGUGCUGGAAACUUCUUCCCCCC
Messenger RNA from Pteronotus mesoamericanus, 1342 nucleotides. RefSeq names its product transmembrane serine protease 4 (gene TMPRSS4). The record is from RefSeq and is a predicted model, not a curated record. Gene Ontology annotation, cellular component: membrane. Gene Ontology annotation, biological process: acrosome reaction; proteolysis. NCBI's taxonomy places the organism in Eukaryota, Metazoa, Chordata, Mammalia, Chiroptera, Mormoopidae. Gene Ontology annotation, molecular function: serine-type endopeptidase activity; protein binding. The coding region runs from base 1 to 1302 and encodes 433 amino acids. The transcript is spliced from 13 exons.